Lodderomyces beijingensis is the source of this 1134-nucleotide messenger RNA. The record is from the annotation of a GenBank genome assembly. NCBI's taxonomy places the organism in Eukaryota, Fungi, Ascomycota, Pichiomycetes, Serinales, Debaryomycetaceae.
AUGUUGCGAAUCAAUCGUAUGGUUUGCGACACAAUCGAUUCGAGAGAUUUCCCCGUGCCGAGAUCCGUCAAGCAUUUUAAAUUUGAAGACGAAGCUGCUUAUGAUGUAAAUUUUUUCCAGAAUAUGGAGGAGCUCGAGUCGUUGCAAAUUGGCGGCGACUCUAAAUUCCCCUUACUUGCAUUGGGACGAUUGCCAAGCACUUUGACAGAGUUGGAUAUCCCAUAUUUGAAUUCUUUGGAAACGUGUAGCGGUAUACCAAGAAAAUUAAAGAAAUGGAAGCUAGUUUACGAUGAAUUCGAUUACAGCGACAGCGACGCCCACCAUAUCAGCAUGACAACUGCCGGGUCAAACAAUGUUCCCAGAUUUGAACAGCUUGAGGAGCUUGACAUUGGGUGUUGUUCAUUUUCCAGCUUAUUUCAAUAUGGCGUCUUUACCAAUUUGAAAAAGCUUCGAAUGCAGGUUCCCCAUGGCGGGAUGAGUUCAGAGUGGGAGCUUCUAGCACAGCGGGAGUGUCGAGCUUUGGAAGAAUUGCAAGUCAUUUCCAAUCACUUUCCAACGUUGUUAUUCUGUGCGGAAUAUGAGCUUCCGCGCCUCAGAUUAUUCAAAUACCAGCAAAGUAGCGAAACUGUGGAUCAAACGGAGGAAAUGGAGAGGGAACACGGCGUUGCCUUGCAUUUUCCAAAAAGGUUGGAAAGACUCGAGUUGGAGGUUGGUCCCAAUUUGGUACUAGAUAUGGAAAAGUUUUCCGUUCCCGAGACUUUAAAGGUACUUGUGCUUCGCAAUAAUGUGGACAACUGUAGACGAUUUGAGCAGUUGAAGCUACCGCCCAACUUGGAGAUUUUUGCUGUUCGGGCCGAUGGUGGUAGUGGUGGUGGAGACAUUGAUUUGAAGAAUUUCAUUUUCCCGCUUCAGUUGAAACAACUUUACCUUGAAGGUUUUCAAUGUUUGGACUUGACAGGUUCGAAUUUGCAAGACUUGAACAACUUGGAGCACAUAAAAAUUGAAAACGUACAACAAGAAAAUUCGAGAACAUUCCGAGACCUGGAAGAUGGAAACGGAUUCGUGACGACUUCAGCAACCAAUCAAUGGAGAGGGGAACAAAGGUCAGCGUUAACGCCAGAGCACGAAAUCUAG